UUUCAGCAGAUCACCACAUCUCAUUUUUCUUGUCAUUACAGACGUCAAAAAUUUUUCAAAUGUUAUAUUGUCUAAAAUGGCGUAUUCUAUGUUCGAAUGUCCCAAAUUACACAAUGCAAGGUCCCUGAAACUGUAUACAGAGGAAUGUGAACAUCACUUAUCUUUUCGUCACAAAAAAUUACCCCCAGAUUUCGACCUGGAUCGUUACCACACCCAAAAUUUAAGACAGUCAGCAGACAGUGAUAGUUACUCAAUUCAAGCUCACACUUCGCGACAUAAGAGAUGUCCCAUUUACAACCACAUUUACGUCAGUGUGAGCGAUCAAAAUGACGGUGAUUUUGUCCCUAAAAACCGCAAAAAGAUCAAAACCAAGUCGAAGAAGUCAGUCAUUGAGAAACUGGAAGAAACGUAUUGGGCAAACUGGAAACCGGACAAAAAUAAAUCCAAGCAAAAAUUUAUCGACUCAAUGAGCAACAGGAAGUCGUUGGAAAUUCAAGUGAUCAAAAGCGCCUCUGAUAAAAGGCGCAGAAAAAUUCUAGUGUACCCCUGCCCUGGAGACCAUCUCGACGAGACCCAAAUUGAAAAAAUUAAAAUCACGAGUAAGUCACAAGAAAUCCAAACUGAUGAUAUUCCCGAAACUCCUAAAUUGAAAGAAGAUGCGGAGGCUGGCACUGAAGAAAUUUUGGUGGAGAAAAAGUCUGAGGAAGAGCUCGAGGAUAACAAGUUUUUAAAACACACUGACUCCUUCAUACUCAACUUGAAGAAACAGCACGAGGAGAAGGAAAGUUUCGACCAACCCAAAUGUAUCAGACUGUACAAAAAGCCGGCAAAAUUGACGUCGAAAAAUUACAUCAGAGGGGGCUCCUACCCCUUAAAAUCAUGCCUGAAGAAAGACAGCAGUUUCAGUAAGGGGAGCCACCGAUUGGGGCGUCCAGGAAGCCCCAUAAUCAUCUCCAGCAACUUCAGCAGUAAAACCAAAUACAUCAGAACUCACCGGCAUUAAAUUUCACCAAAUAAAAGAUUGAAAAAUU
Messenger RNA from Tribolium madens (black flour beetle), 1031 nucleotides. RefSeq lists its product as uncharacterized. The transcript has 2 exons. The coding region runs from base 77 to 1003 and encodes 308 amino acids. NCBI's taxonomy places the organism in Eukaryota, Metazoa, Arthropoda, Insecta, Coleoptera, Tenebrionidae. The record is from RefSeq and is a predicted model, not a curated record.